Molecule: messenger RNA, 525 nt
Organism: Trichoplusia ni (cabbage looper)
Lineage: Eukaryota; Metazoa; Arthropoda; Insecta; Lepidoptera; Noctuidae
Exons: 2
Coding region: 1-525 (174 amino acids)
Source: RefSeq, a predicted model, not a curated record
AUGGGUGUCCUAGAUUUAGAGGCAAAAAUAGACUUGUUGGAGCAGCAAGCAAGGCAGUGCAACGUAGAAAUCUCCAACAUACCUGAAAGACGGAAUGAGAAUCUUAUUGACCUGCUUGAAUGUUUGGGUAAGCAGAUUGGAUACAGCAUCCGGAAAGAAGAUGUUGUCUCCAUACACCGUGUUCCUCACGCUGCGCAGAAUAACAAGCCCAAGAAUAUUGUUGCGAAAUUUACCACAAGAAUCCAACGAGACAAUACAGGGUGUAAGGAACACCAACAACUAGGAAUAUCGGGCACCUCACAUAAAGUCUUCGUGAACGAACAUCUCACGCUACGGAACAAGCAGCUUUUUCGGAAGGCCCGGGAAGCAGCAAGUAGUGAGGGUUACAAAUUUGUUUGGACUAAGCAUUCUACAAUACUCGUCAGAGAGACUGAAAACUCUGCUGUGCUGGCUAUUCGAACGAUUGAAGACAUCGGAAAAAUUAAGGCUAAUACCAAAAGUGCUAAGACUAACUCCUCCAUGUAA